Acanthoscelides obtectus is the source of this 2174-nucleotide messenger RNA. The record is from the annotation of a GenBank genome assembly. Lineage: Eukaryota; Metazoa; Arthropoda; Insecta; Coleoptera; Chrysomelidae.
CUUGAACCAUAUUAUAACCGCGGCACAUAACACAGAAAUUUUGGUUAUUCGCUUGGAUUUGAUUUAUGCCAGACUUAUCUAACCUGACUUUUCAAACUUCUAUUUGAAUUUCCAAAAAGGCUUGUGUUGUAAAAACUUUUGUACUACAAAUUUGUGCUGACAACGUUAAGCUAGAAAUAGUUGGAAUGAACUCCAAAGAGAAGUUAAAUUUACCUUGGUAUCAAAAAAUGUUGUUUGAAGAUGACAAAUCAAACCCUUAUAAAUCGGCAGAAACUAGAAGAAGCUGUCUUGCUCAAAUUGUAAACAGUUCUUUCGAUAGUUUAAAUAACCAAAGCAUUUGCCAGCUAACGGAGUCCAAACUGGAUGACUACCUGAUACAUGGUGUUGAGCUUCAAGGUGAAAAUAUUUAUAACAAAAAACUGAAAGAUACACUCAAAAAGCAACCCAGCACUCAAAGAGCUUUCAAGUCUAAUUUAGAGAAAAUUGAUGUCAAGAGUUUGUUAAAACCUCUGACAUGUUCUAAUAAGAAUCACUGCACAGAAUCUGAAGCAUUCAAUGAAGGUGAAUUUUCUGAUCUUCAUGAGUCAUUAAAAUAUCAGAAACUGUUUCAUAAACCUGAAACAGAGCCUGCAGGCCAUACUGCAGCUAUUAGCAAUCCUGGAAAGUGUUCUGGUGCCCGAGAUUACAAGCCAUUGAGAAGAAAUGAUGAUGUUAAAUAUCCAACAUCUAAUAGCUUUAAGACAGCCAGAGAUGAGCUGACGAUACAAAAUAUGAAGAAAUAUGGCAAUCCAGGAAACAGCCAAGCCACCUGCUCAAGUGGAAUGGGGCAGAAACGAAAAUUAGGGGCUAGAAGAAACAUAAACAGCAAGUUUGUUUCACCACUGCUAUCUAACAGUGAGAGCCAAGAUGAAAUUAAAAGCAAUGAAUGGUCCUCAACAACAGACGAAAGACUGAAAAACAUCGAACCCAAAAUGGUGGAAUUAAUAAAAUCCGAAAUAAUGGACGUUGGUCCGAGCAUUCAUUGGAACGACGUUGUAGGACUAGAAUUUGCAAAGACUGCAAUCCAGGAAGCAGUUGUAUGGCCUAUGUUGCGCCCAGACAUUUUCACUGGGCUUAGGAGACCUCCAAAAGGGAUAUUGCUGUUUGGCCCCCCUGGUACUGGAAAAACGUUGAUUGGGAAAUGUGUCGCAUCACAGAGCAAGUCUACAUUUUUCAGUAUAAGUGCUUCUUCCUUAACGUCCAAAUGGGUUGGUGAUGGAGAAAAAAUGGUUAGAGCUUUGUUCACUGUCGCCCGUGUGUAUCAACCAGCUGUAAGUAUAGAGCAAACAUAACCUUGUAUAUCCACAGCAUAAUUCAAUAAAAAACUGACCCAAAAUAUAUAUAUAUAUAUAUAUAUAUAUAUAUAUAUAUAUAUGAUGGCGCGUCGUAAGUUAUAGACGCGGAUUACUAGAAUUUCAAGUCCGAUAACCACUGACGCCAAGUAUUUUCAUCAAUUUGUAGACUCUAAAUUACAACAAUAUUUGACGAAUUUCUCACUGCCCUGUCCACAUUGUUUUAUAGGUGAUUUUCAUUGAUGAAAUAGAUUCUCUCUUAUCCCAAAGAAGUGAUACUGAACAUGAGAGCUCCAGAAGAAUAAAGACUGAGUUUUUAGUGCAACUUGAUGGUGCUAUGACCGAUAACGACGAGAGAAUACUUGUUAUUGGUGCCACAAAUAGACCUCAAGAAUUAGACGAGGCUGCAAGACGGCGAUUCGUGAAGAGGUUGUAUAUACCACUACCAGAGUUUGAGGCUAGGUUACAACUAGUAAAGAAACUUAUAGCAAAUGAAAGGAAUCAGCUCAAUGAAGACGACUUUGUUAAGGUAGCAACUAUGUCUGACGGUUACUCUGGGGCUGAUAUAAGAACCUUAUGUUCAGAGGCUUCUCUAGGACCUAUAAGAACAAUAGAUAUAAGUCGGAUCGAGCAUAUACAAGUUACAGAAGUGCGUCCUCUCAUUAUGGAAGAUUUUGAAAAAGCGUUUUCAAGGGUGAAGGCCAGUGUGUCUUCAAAGGAUUUGGAACAUUAUUUAGCAUAUAAUCAGACUUAUGGCUCAGGCACUGGAUAUAGGAGCAUUUGAAUUGUUUUAUUUGUUAGAAAUGUUAUGUAUUUGUCGUUAUAUUAAAAUCAUUUGAAAAA